Phascolarctos cinereus (koala) is the source of this 638-nucleotide messenger RNA. RefSeq names its product histone H3-like. Gene Ontology annotation, cellular component: nucleosome. NCBI's taxonomy places the organism in Eukaryota, Metazoa, Chordata, Mammalia, Diprotodontia, Phascolarctidae. The record is from RefSeq and is a predicted model, not a curated record. Gene Ontology annotation, molecular function: structural constituent of chromatin; DNA binding; protein heterodimerization activity.
UAAAAACCAAUUAAGACAUAACGCGGGACUUUCGAAUGUUGUUUUGUCCAAUCAGGAGAGAGUCACUUCUAUAAAUACGGCCAGAAAGAGUUCAGUUGCGCUUUUGUUACGAGAAGUUCGCUUUAGGUUGUCUCUGUAAAAUGGCUCGUACUAAGCAAACUGCUCGUAAGUCCACUGGAGGGAAGGCACCUCGAAAGCAGCUGGCUACAAAGGCAGCCCGCAAAAGUGCUCCGGCCACUGGUGGCGUGAAGAAGCCUCACCGUUACCGCCCAGGCACCGUGGCUCUGCGGGAGAUCCGCCGCUACCAGAAAUCUACAGAGCUGCUGAUCCGCAAGUUGCCCUUCCAGCGGCUGGUGCGCGAAAUCGCGCAGGAUUUCAAGACUGAUCUGCGCUUCCAGAGCUCGGCCGUGAUGGCCUUGCAGGAGGCGAGUGAAUCUUACCUUGUGGGACUGUUUGAGGACACUAAUCUGUGCGCCAUCCACGCCAAGCGUGUGACCAUCAUGCCCAAGGAUAUCCAGCUGGCUCGCCGCAUCCGUGGGGAGAGGGCUUAAGCUACUAUGAGGAGCAAAAAAAAUCCAAAGGCUCUUUUAAGAGCCACAUGUAUUCUCAAUGAGAGCUGUAAUAACACUUGUUACUGA